Molecule: messenger RNA, 1573 nt
Organism: Anopheles bellator
Lineage: Eukaryota; Metazoa; Arthropoda; Insecta; Diptera; Culicidae
Product: mitochondrial ornithine transporter 1
Exons: 2
Coding region: 207-1133 (308 amino acids)
Biological process (GO): mitochondrial L-ornithine transmembrane transport
Molecular function (GO): L-ornithine transmembrane transporter activity
Source: RefSeq, a predicted model, not a curated record
AUCAAUGGUCUGCUGCGGCGACCACUCACCGAAAACUCGUGUACCGUGCGUCGUCAAGUUAGCAACAGCGGUUAAGCAGCUUGACUGGCGCGAAACCGGCGUCAAGAGUAAAGCGAUCGUGCUGUAUCGUCCCGUGGUUCGUCCGCGACGCGUCUUCUACGAUCAAUCCGUUUCCGAUCCGGCCCAGCCCGUCCAAUUAGAGCACGAUGCACGGGACGGGAGAUGCAAGCAGCUUGAAAACCGGCCUGAUCGACUUCGUUGCCGGAUGUUUAGGUGGAGUGGCACUGGUAUACGUCAGCCAACCGAUGGACACGGUGAAGGUGAAAAUGCAGACCUUUCCCGGAUUGUACCGGGGGAUGAUCGACUGCACGGUGCAAACGUUCCGGCGUGACGGAGUGGUGCGUGGUUUGUACGCUGGCUGCAUACCGGCCGUCGUGGCGAAUGUGGCCGAAAAUUCAGUAUUAUUUGCGGCAUACGGUGCGUGUCAGAAGGUGGUGGGGUACGCUACAGACAAACAAACCAUCAUCGAACUGAACAUGGUGGAGAACGCAACCGCUGGCUUUCUGGCGGCCUUCUUCUCCUCCUUCACGCUCUGCCCGACCGAGCUGAUCAAGUGUAAGCUGCAAGCGUUGCGCGAAACGCAAUCACAGCAGCACUCGUCCAGGACAGGCACUGCAGGCCGGCCCACCAUAUCCUCGUACGCGCUCGUUCGUCAGAUCCUGCGUUCCGAGGGUAUUCCAGGGAUGUUCCGGGGCCUCACGUCGACAUUUGCACGUGAAAUGCCCGGCUAUUUCUUCUUCUUCGGUGGCUAUGAGGGAACGCGCGAGUUGCUGGCGAAACCGGGACAGUCGAAGGAGGAUAUCGGGCCGCUUCGCACGAUGGUAGCAGGUGCGGUAGGCGGGAUCGCCCUCUGGACCAUUAUCUUCCCGGCCGACGUGAUCAAAAGCCGUAUCCAGGUGUACAGCAUGCGAUCGAGCAUGACUAGCGUUGCUAUCACCAUCUUCCGGAACGAGGGUCUGCUGGCGUUCUAUAACGGUCUAGUGCCAACCAUUGUUCGAACCAUUCCUGCCACCGCCGUACUGUUCGUCGUAUACGAGUACACGAAACGGACGCUGAGCAAACUGCUCGAUUGACGGCACGAUCCCCGCUAGCAGACGCUGCGGCCACGUUAGUGCAAUUAAAUCUAAUCUCACAGUUUGCCCCAACAGGGGGCUGAAAUCAUGUGCGAUUGGCGUUUUCGCUUUCUUUUCGUUCAUUCAUAGUACUUCGCCAGCGAACCGAGCGGUAUCUUUAUCAUCUUGAAUUUCUGGAGUUAUGCUCUGGUCUGGCACUGAUUAAAGGUUCGUUCUGUCGGCUUCUGCAUUGGGGCAUUGGGAGAUCGGCUUACGGACGACGGAUCUCAUGUGUAGCUUACGCAUAGAUAGCAGGUGGCUACCCCAUGCCGGGUGUUUUUGUGUUUUGCCGGGCGUCGUUCACUGUUCGGCCGAAACUUCUCAGGACAGGGCUUCAGCCGCGCGAUGGAUGGAUUGAACUGUAAACAUUUAAUCGAGAACGGAUGAUUGUCAGCACGAAA